UCGCUCCACUCCCUACAGCGUCUUGUUUUCAAGGCGGCAUUAGCUGCUGCCGUACCCCGCCAACCAUGGCCUCGAUGAUAGACAUCCAGAAAGACCUCAUACUCAACGCCAUCCAGCAAACCACGCGUGGCGACUGGAAGAUACUCAUUGUCGACGAGUACAGCCAGAAGCUGAUCAACAACGUCGUCAAGGAAGAUGACAUCCUCAACCUCAACAUCACGAACAUUGAGCGCAUCGAGGACCGGCGGCAGCCUAUCCGCGACAUGGACGCCGUAUACAUCCUCACGCCCAAACCGCACAUUGUCGACUGCAUGAUGGCCGAGUUCGAGCAGCGGCGGUACCGGGGCUUCUUCUUGAUAUGGACAACACUACUACCACCACACCUCAAGGAGCGCAUCGACCGCUCGCAAAUGGCACGCGAGCAGAUUCGAAGCUUCCGUACCGUCCACCUUGACUUCCACCCCCAGGAGUCCAACCUCGUCACCUUCCGAGACCCCUGGAGCUUUCCGAUCCUGUACCACCCAGAAUGCAACAACCUCGUAGUCCGGCACAUGGAGGAGAUUGCUGAAAAGAUAACAGGAGUAUGCGUUGCGCUCGGCGAGUACCCCCUCGUUCGAUACUAUCGGCCACGAACCCCAACCCACGAGGCCAGCGUCCUGUGCUCACACCUUGCGCGAUUCGUCCAAGACAAACUCGACAUGUAUGCAAAGUUCAAUCAAGACUUUCCUCCCCAGUCCAACCGCCCCCGCGGUGCGCUCUACAUCACGGAUCGAUCCAUGGACCUCAUGGCCCCCUUUGUCCACGAAUUUACAUACCAGGCAAUGGCCAUGGACCUGCUACCCAUACAGGACAACGAAAAGGUGACAUAUCGGACUAAUGUCAAUGAGGAGGAUCCGGCGUCCGAGGAAAAAGACAUGGAGAUUUCCGACAAGGACAAGAUAUGGGUGGAGAACCGCCAUCGACACAUGAAGGAUACUCUGGACAAACUGAUCAGCGACUUUCAAAAGUUCAUCGCCGACAACCCCCACUUUACAAAUCAGGAUGCCCAAAACGCUGCGGGUAUGAACGGACUCAACGCCAUCAAGGACAUGAUUGCUGGUCUGCCACAAUUCCAAGAAAUGAAGGAGGCCUAUUCGUUGCACCUUACCAUGGCGCAAAAAUGCAUGGAAAUCUUCCAAAAGCACAAACUACCAGAUCUGGCCUCGGUGGAGCAGUGUCUGGCCACCGGGCUUGACGAGGAUUACCGGAAGCCGAAGAACAUGACUGAUCAGAUUGUCCGAACCCUGGACGAUGAGGAGAUUACGCCAGCCGACCGACUGCGACUUAUUGCGCUCUAUGUGCUCUUUAAGAACGGCAUACUGCCAGCCGACUUGCAAAAGCUCAUCCUUCAUGCACAACUACCGCCUCCUGACGGCGAAGUGGUGCGCAACCUCGAUCUGCUUGGAGCCCGCGUAGCAAGACAACUCAAGGAGAAGCGAGAUGCGCCUCAGCCUCUCUUCCCACCUAAGCCAGCACCACCGCCAAACCAAGAAGACUAUGGAUUGUCAAGGUUCAGCCCAGCGCUACAGGACAUGCUAGAAGAACAUGUCCGUGGUACGCUGCCUCAAGACAUCUUUCCCUUCACAAGGAUGUCGCCCGAGGAAGCUGCUAUCAUGGCACAGGAAAAUAAUGCCGCACCCACGUCUCUUCGUGCUGCCAAACCUACGUGGGCAAAGUCUCGAUUGGCCAGCGCUGAGCCACGACAGCGUGUCAUUGUCUUCAUGGCUGGUGGUGCCACAUACUCCGAGUCCCGUGCGUGCUACGACAUCUCCAACAAAACAUCGCGCGACGUAUUCCUCGUCACCUCGCACAUGAUGAAGCCACAACUCUUCCUUCGUCAAGUUGGCGAUCUUACCCAGAAUCGCCGUAACCUGCAUCUGCCCAUCGACCAACCACAACCAAAAGCCCCAGAACAUCUCUUCGAGAAGCCAGAGCCACCAAAGCCAGCACCACCUCCCGCUGGUGCUAAGCCGCCUAUGCCCGGCGGUCUGCCUUCGGGACCCAAAGUUGGCGGCGGUCCUCGGCCCCCAACCGCUGGCAUGGGCGCGAUGAACCUCAAUCCUCCUAAACACGCACCUCCGCCAUCGCAGAGCAGCUCCAAGCCUGGCAAAGAAGACAAGGAGGGUAAAGAGAAGAAAAAGAAGAAGCUGCACUUGUUUUCGUCGAAGCAUUAAGCAAGAGGCUGAGUCACCAGUGUAAUUGCUCUUGGCAUUGUUUUGUUUCGUUCAUAGCGAGGAUUGAGAAUCCAGUCACCUUUUGCAUGGCAAGGCGUUGGAUGGCGUUUGUAAAACUUGUCAUGUGUGUGUGGGGGGCAGGAUAGAUAUGCUGUUGGUUGAUGGCGUUGGUAAUUACAUACAUAGAGUAC
Molecule: messenger RNA, 2404 nt
Organism: Exserohilum turcica Et28A
Lineage: Eukaryota; Fungi; Ascomycota; Dothideomycetes; Pleosporales; Pleosporaceae
Exons: 7
Coding region: 66-2213 (715 amino acids)
Biological process (GO): intracellular protein transport; vesicle-mediated transport
Cellular component (GO): plasma membrane; secretory granule
Molecular function (GO): syntaxin binding
Source: RefSeq, a predicted model, not a curated record